Molecule: messenger RNA, 1963 nt
Organism: Sorghum bicolor (sorghum)
Lineage: Eukaryota; Viridiplantae; Streptophyta; Magnoliopsida; Poales; Poaceae
Exons: 6
Coding region: 161-1423 (420 amino acids)
Biological process (GO): tRNA modification
Molecular function (GO): RNA binding
Source: RefSeq, a predicted model, not a curated record
CAUGAUCCGACGGUGGUGAUUUAGCGCUCGGCCAACCUCGUCCGGAGCGGCCUCACUUCGCCAGUUCCCUUUCCUAGCAGCGCCGCCGCCGCCGCAAUCCCCACGGGCCCCAAAACCCUACGGCCACCUGACCACUCCCAACGAAACCCCAGACCACGAGAUGGCCCCCGGUGGCGAGGGCAAGCCAAACACGGGCGGCGGCGGCGCCAAGGGUGGUGGGAGGAAGCGCAAGUUCCUUCCCCACGGCAAGCCGGUGCGGAAGGGGGCCUACCCGCUGCGCCCCGGCGUGCAGGGCUUCUUCAUCACCUGCGACGGCGGCCGCGAGCGCCAGGCCACCCGCGAGGCGCUCUCCCUCCUUGACUCCUUCUACGAAGACUUAGUGGAUGGGAAAGGAUCGGAUGACAAGCCUAAAAACAUUCCAGACAAGCCACUGAACAAAAAGAUAAAGUUUGAGGACUCUGAUUCCUCAGAUGAUGAGGAUGAAGACCACUCUGGCGAGGAAGCUGACAAUGGGAAUGGGAAUGAUGUGGAGAAAGAUGAAACCGCUCCAUCUGAGAAGCAACAGGAGGUACUUGAUACCUCUGAUACCAUUAGCAAGGACAAUACCACUCCAUCUGAGAAGCAACAGGAGGUACUUGAGACCUCUGAUACCACGAGCAAGGACAAUACCACUCAAUCUGAGAAGCAACAGGAGGUACUUGAUACCUCUGAUACCACGAGCAAGGACAAUGAGGAACAAACAGUCACUGCUGAUGAACCAAAAGAAAAGAAGCAACGUGUGGAAGACCCUCCAGUUUCUGAGCAAACUGUGCAAAAAGUGACUGCUGAUCAACCAAAGAGGUCCAUUGAUAAACCAAAAGAACCCAGUGAAAAAAAUAUUGAUGAUUUAAUUGAUGAGGACCUGAAAGAAAUAGGGGACAGGAAAAAGAGGCUCUUUUCAAGCCUUGAGUCUGGCUGCAAUGGAUGCAUAUUCAUUCAAAUGCAUAAAAGAGCAGGAGACCCUGGUCCAGUUGAGAUUGUACAAAACAUGAUGUCAUCUGCUGUUUCGACUCGUAAACAUAUGUCAAGAUUUAUUCUGCGAGUUUUGCCUGCUGAGGUGACAUGCUAUGCAUCCGAAGAGGAAAUAACAAAGGCAAUUAGUCCCCUUGUUGAAAAAUACUUCCCAAAAGAAUGCCCUUCAGGCCAUAAGUUUGCGGUGUUAUAUGAAGCAAGGUCAAACACAGGAAUUGAUAGAAUGAAAAUCAUAAAUGCAGUAGCGAAAUCUGUACCACAACCUCAUAAAGUUGACCUGAGCAACCCAGACAAGACUAUUGUUGUCCAGAUUGCAAAGACCAUAUGCAUGAUUGGAGUUGUGGAGAGGUACAGAGAGCUCUCAAAGUUCAACCUAAGGCAGCUGACCUCACCAGAGUCGGAGAAGAAGUAGCCACCUUUGGGUGACAAAAUCUUCCAGGCAGCACGUGGACCAACUUAAAUCAGCUGUAGCGACGUCAGGUGGUUAGGCACUAGCGAAUUAAGUUAUGACUAGCUGAACCUCACUGUCUGAAAGACUCAGAUGUACUGAUUUUCAAUGCUUCAUUCAUAUAGGUCAAGAUGUAGAGUCAUACGAUGAUGCUUUUGCUACCACUAGUGGUUAGUGGUUGGUUGCUAGUCGAUUCAUCUUCAUGCUUCCCUGGUUAGAGUUAUGAAAUUUUUAAGGUUAUAUAGAAAGAUCAGACGAUCUUAAUGUGUGUGUGUUUUUCUGAUGAUGCUAUAUUGCUAUGGUCCAUACUGGCUCACCAAAGAGGUUAGUUUGUCUGAAAAGUCAUGGAAGUAUUGUUCUCUGAAGAGAGAAAAAUACUGUUGAAUGGCUAACUAGGCUUACAGAAUUUGUCAUUGCCGUUCCUUUGUCCUGAACAUUUUUAUAGCUUGAAAUAAAAUUUGUGUGCAAGGUUCUCUAUGCAUGGAACCUGGAAUUCACGAAAAA